AUGACCAGAAUAGCUAAUUCAACUCUAAAUUUGCCUCCAGGACCAUGGAGGCUUCCUGUCAUAGGAAAUCUGAACCUUCUUAUCGAUUCUCUACCGCAUCGUCGCCUAAGAGAGUUAGCCAAAGAAUAUGGACCCCUUAUGCAUCAACAGCUCGGAGCACUUUCUAAUGUCGUUUCUUCGCCUGAGAUUAUGCGAGAAAUUAUGAAAAGACAUGAUGUUAACUUUUCUCAAAGGCAAUUUCUUGUUGCCGCAAGUAUCUGUGGUUCUGUAGACAUCGCAUUUGCGCCUUACGGAGACUAUAAGUGGAGAGGCGUUGGGCUAAUUUGCGAGCAAGAAUUGAUGAGUCCCGGGCGCGUUCAAUCCUUCAAGGCAAUCAGGGAAGAAGAGGUAUCCAGUUUACUUGGGUAUUUGUAUUCAAGCGCAGGCUCGCCAAUCAAUCUCAGGGAGAAAAUAUUUUCCUUCACUUAUGCCAUCACAGCAAAGGCGGCUUUUGGUAAGAGAUGCGAAGAUCAAGAGGCGUUCGUGUCAUCGGUCGAGGAAGGUAUCGAGUUUGCCGGAGGUUUUAGUGUUUCUGAGGUGUUCCCUUCCCAAAAAUGGCUUCAUUGGAUAAGUGGCGUGGGACCUAAGCUCGAGAAAAUCUUCAAUAAAACCGAUGAAAUACUUGAAAGAAUUGUUGAAGAAUGUUGA
This is a messenger RNA of Morus notabilis, 687 nucleotides long. RefSeq names its product cytochrome P450 71D11-like. The coding region runs from base 1 to 687 and encodes 228 amino acids. Gene Ontology annotation, molecular function: monooxygenase activity; oxidoreductase activity, acting on paired donors, with incorporation or reduction of molecular oxygen; iron ion binding. The transcript has a single exon. The record is from RefSeq and is a predicted model, not a curated record. Lineage: Eukaryota; Viridiplantae; Streptophyta; Magnoliopsida; Rosales; Moraceae.